AAAACAAAAUUUCCUUUGGAAUAAAUAUUGUGACUCAAAAACAGAAAAUCAAAAAAUUUAAAAUAUAGUUUUUGCCAAAUUUCAAGAUAGCCAUAGACAAAAAAAAUAUAACGGCAAAUACAAAAAAGAAAAAGUGCAGUGAACAAUCAACUUCAGUCGUCGCAGUAGUCAGCAUCCAGCCUCAGUCGCCGCAGCAGUCAAUAUCCAGCCUCAGUCGACAACGCAGCCGUAAAGACCACAGUCAACACACAAGUUCUUCAUGACACAUACAGCUUAGUCGAGGAGCAGUAUCAGAAAACAAACAACAAUAAAUACUACAAAGACUCAAAUCAUGUCAUCCAACAAAAAUAGAAAUCCAAAUUGGCAUUGGUCGUGCGGAAUAUGCAAAGAUGAUCACCCCUUAAAAUCAUGUCAACGUUUUUUGAAAUCUGACCCGUACCAACGUUUUGAAACCAUCAUAAAUAAGCAUUAUUGUCAAAAUUGUUUGGCCAGAUCACAUCUUACUUCACAGUGUCUAAGCAAGCUCGUAUGCCGUGAAUGCAGUCGAAGACAUCACACCCUUCUUCAUGAGGCACCUCAACUCAAAGCAAUCACAGAAACAAAACGACACUCAUCUGCUGGUCCAACACGAAAGCAAAACUUUUCUUCACGCUCUUCAACGUCAUCCUGUGAUGAUUCCAAAGAUGUUCCAAUUCAAGGAAGUACUAAAAUUCAACAUUCAACAAAAUCUGCUGAAUUAACGAAAAAACCUGAUAUGACGUCACCAAAAGUUAAACCAAAAGCUGUUGAGAACAAUCAAUUUGUUUGGACAAAGGUUUUUGUACCCACAGCCACCGUAAAAAUUACCCAUAACAAAAUGGAAAUUUGGUAUCCAAUCCGUGCUGUAAUAAAUCAGUCCCUUACAAUCUCACGAAUCUCAAGAUCUUGCGUGCAAAAACUGAUUCUACCAACCAAAAAUAUUCAGGGUUUUCAAUUCGCCAAAUUUCAAAUCAAGACUCGUCAUGAAAACUCUCGAUGGACUCGUGAAAUUAAAGCACUGAUCACCCAGGACUUACCAAAAAGACCCUACUCUGGUCCAAUGAAAAAAGACCCAUCAACAGAUUUUGGCGAAAACUUAUUAGCUGAUCUUGCACCUACAUCGAACACUCCGAUCGAUCUUGAAUUAGGUUCCGAUCUAUAUCCUGCUAUUCGACGCGAUGCAGCCUUGGACUCAGCAUUGGAACAAGUGAUCGCAGUUAAAACAGCUUUAGGCUACGUAUUUUCUGGACCCGCUGAAGAAUUAGAACUUAAUUAAAUAUUUCACCUUGUCAUGGGGGGCGGAAUGUUUAGAGAUGUACCUCAUAACACCGACGACCCUGAUCAACAAAAAUAAUUUAUUUUGGUUUCUUUAUGUACAUAGCUACAGUUAUUUUUUCUCUCAUCUUAAUGUACCCUUUGUACAUUUGACUUAUUGCUUCUAACAUAAUAACAAGUAAAGAACAAACACAGUUCAUUUUUUGACCGCGACCGUGACACAGUCGAUAUAAUCAAAGACAA
Calliphora vicina (urban bluebottle blowfly) is the source of this 1536-nucleotide messenger RNA. RefSeq lists its product as uncharacterized. NCBI's taxonomy places the organism in Eukaryota, Metazoa, Arthropoda, Insecta, Diptera, Calliphoridae. The record is from RefSeq and is a predicted model, not a curated record. The coding region runs from base 332 to 1294 and encodes 320 amino acids. The transcript has 2 exons.